ACAAUUUUCGAGUAAACAGACCUGAAAUUAACUAUUGAUUUCAGUAGUACCAGAUUGUCAUUCACGAUGUACAACACAAUUUUUACGGUAGUACUUUUAACAUGUACUGCUCUUCCAGUUGUUUAUGGGGUGUUGUUUGACGAUUCCGAACCGGAUUGUUCUUUAACCAUUGGGAGUGUUUUGCUGGGGUGAAGUACGAAAUGACGUGUCCUGCAGGACUGUGGUGGCACUAGGAGAUAAGCCAGUGCGAUUAUCCUGGAGAUUUUUGCGAUUGUCCUUAGUUGGUUUAAAAUGUAAAACUGAUUCUAAUAAAAAAUUUACAUUUUGGAAUUUUAAUUUUCAAACGAAAACUUAUCAAUACAGAAACGGACACGAUGAACGAUUAGAUUACCAUCUACUAAGUAACUUAUCAAGAAACAUAUAUAAAAGGACUGCAUAGUACCGGAUCAUCAUUCAAGAUGUACAGCAAAAUUUUCACAGUAGUACUUCUAGCCUGUGCUGCUUUACCAGCAGUUUUUGGGAGUCCGUCUGACGAUUCCGGGCCGGACUGUUCCUCAGUAGAAGAUGGUACCUUUUAUCCUUACCCCGGUGACUGUACUCAGUUUUGGGAGUGCCUUGAAGGUAAGAGUAUACUCUUCAAUUGCCCCGCGGGUUUGUGGUGGCACCAAACAGUAGGCUUGUGCGACUUCCCGGGAGAUUACUGUGACGAUUCCACUGGUUCUUUGAUUAAUUUGACUUCGGAUCCUUUGUGUCCUUAUCCUUCGAAUGACAUCACGUAUUUUCCUUAUCCUGGAGACUGCACGAAGUUUUGGGAGUGUUUUGCUGGGGUGAAGUACGAAAUGGCGUGUCCUGCGGGACUCUGGUGGCACCAGGAGAUAAGCCAGUGCGAUUAUCCUGGAGAUUUUUGUCAGGAUUCGUAGUUAUGUUAAAUAAAAUGUAGGAAAUGAUGGGAAUAAAGAUGGUGUUGCAUUAAA
Zophobas morio is the source of this 974-nucleotide messenger RNA. RefSeq names its product peritrophin-1-like. NCBI's taxonomy places the organism in Eukaryota, Metazoa, Arthropoda, Insecta, Coleoptera, Tenebrionidae. Gene Ontology annotation, molecular function: chitin binding. The record is from RefSeq and is a predicted model, not a curated record. Bases 459 to 920 code for a protein of 153 amino acids. Gene Ontology annotation, cellular component: extracellular region. The transcript is spliced from 4 exons.